AUGGUACCAUUUACUCUGUUUGUGUUAGGGUUUAUGUCUCUCUCCGGAAUCGCAUUCCUUGUUAGACACGCUUCUUGGAGGUUUAUCUAUCUCUGCACAUCUGUUCCAGCAGCUAUCCACAGUGUUUUCAUCUACUUCUUCGCUUUAGAGUCUCCACGUUGGCUUCAUGUGCAAGGAAACAACAAAGAAGCUAUUGAAGUGCUCAAAAGAAUCUCACCUGGAAAGAGAGGUUACUUGGAGAAAGUAUCGUCUAGGUUACCUUCAAAGGAAACCUUAGAGCAAUCUCCAAGCAGCUCAAUCAUGGACUUGUUCAUCAGAAGAUGGGCUUUUCGAAGAAUCAUAGUUAUUAUGAUCAUAAUGUUCGGUUUGGGAAUGAUGUAUUACGGAGUUCCAUUAGCGGUUAGAGACAUAAAAGUGAACAUCUAUUUAAGUGAAGCUUUAAACGCAAUGGUGGAGUUACCUACCUUUGUUAUCACACCAAUCUUGCUGGAGAAGUUCAAUAGAAGAAGCUCUGUGCUUGUGAACUGCUUGGUCGGGGGAGCAUUAGGAGUGUUCUGUUUCGUCUUGACCACGUUAGGGCGAACGAACAUUGCUUUUGUCUUUGAGCUUUGUUCUUUCUUCUGCGCUAGGAUCGGGUUUAACCUUAUGGCGGUUUAUAUGAUUGAGAUGUUUCCAACGUGCGUGAGGAACUUUGCAACUACGAUGCUUAGACAAGCGCUUGUAAUAGGAGGAGCUUGUUGUCCGAUCAUUGCUUCGGUUGGAAGAAAUGUUCCGUCCAUCUCUUUUGCGGUUUCGGGUCUUGGGUUUUUUGCUUUGCUUCUUCCUGAGACUAAAGGGGCAGGUCUUUGUGAUACAAUGGAUGAACAAGAGCAGAGUGACCAAGCCAUGAAGAGUAGCCAUGUUAGUUGCUAA
Brassica napus (rape) is the source of this 912-nucleotide messenger RNA. RefSeq names its product organic cation/carnitine transporter 5-like. The record is from RefSeq and is a predicted model, not a curated record. NCBI's taxonomy places the organism in Eukaryota, Viridiplantae, Streptophyta, Magnoliopsida, Brassicales, Brassicaceae. The transcript has a single exon. Gene Ontology annotation, molecular function: transmembrane transporter activity. Gene Ontology annotation, biological process: transmembrane transport. Bases 1 to 912 code for a protein of 303 amino acids. Gene Ontology annotation, cellular component: membrane.